GGCGCUGCUGGUGUGAAUGACUGCGUGGGUGCCAAUUGCCGUUGGAUAGCGUUAGUGUAUUUGAUUUCUGUCAGCUGACUCCUGUCUGCUCAGUAUCGGCACAAUCUCGCUUAGUGCUUUUUUUCGUCCUAUAUAAUGUUGAGCAUGAAUGAAUCGAGCACGAAAGGGAUAUUGACACUGUAUUGAAAUAGCGCGACACUUUUCCUUCGCUAUGUACAGCCACCUUUCGAGUAAGCUAGUCAGCAGACAUUGUCCAUUAUAUGAAUGACAAGAUCCACCCUAUAGCCUUGUUUAUGGAUCCGACUUGCUUGCCACUUCACCCAUAAGGUGAAUAAAUAGUACUGGGUGCUUGAGAGGAGCUCUGAUUUGAGUUAUUGAGUUCGCGGAUUCUUCUUCGUCCUGCCUGUUGACGGCGAAACAAGUGUGACUAGUGUAGUUCCAUUGGAGUUCAGAAUGUUCACUCCAUAAAUACUUCUGUUUUAGUUGAUUACCCAUCACGAAACCAAGCUAUGUAUAAUUGCAUGGCAGAUGGAAAAGCAGGAGUGCUACAGCUAUAAAGCUGUAUACAUAGUGUACGUUCGUGAGUGCCAUUCGAGGCAAAAAAAACUCGCCAGCUAAUUUCGCACCGGUUGCAUGGUCAGCCUAGUGUCGACAGCAGAGAAACAUACAGUCUGACUUUCCUCCUCAAAUAUUUGUAUAUUUCGCUUAAAAAUUGAAUUAACAAACAAAAAUUCUGCGUUCGCUUCUCAAAGUCAAUACACUAGUUUCAUUAGCAGAUCAAUGAAACACUGCUAGCUCUUGUUGACAUUACAAGCUGAUUUGAAACGCUAUUACGUGUCUGUAGCGUGAUUGAUCGUAUAAUUUCUCUGCGCUUGUAAUCUUUCACAGAGAGGAAAGCACUAUUGGAUUUUAGAUAGAGGGGCGUGGGGUGUGUUUUGUGAGGCGCGGAGAAAAUUGCCCAGAACCAGCGAUGUAUUAGAUAGAUCACAUCGGUUAUGACUGUGAUCUGAACUGUAGCAGUGAAGAUGUAUUAGUGGAAAAGUGAAUGUUUAAGUGCAAGGUACUCGUGAAUGAUCCAUCUCGAGCUGCUGUUGUUGUGAAGGCGAGUUCGGAACCACUAUGGAGGUAUUGUGCAGUCCAACCGCUUACAUUCUCAUUAGUGGUGAACACUCACUAUGGUGCAGCAGGAUCGAUGGCAGCCUAAUGGCCCGACGAGAGUCGACUCCAUAUUUGGUUGUGAUCCGAAAUGCGUCCAUUGUCGGAGUUUUACCAGAUCAGACCGACGUGUUCAAAGUUAACCGAGUUGCACUUCUCCCACUUACGACAGAGGGACCAGCAGUGUCGUUCGGCGAUCUUGAUUUGUGUCGUAAGCAUCAUGUUGGAGCUUACGCAACAGAGCCAAGCCCUGAACGCAGCCUGGCGGGAACCUAUGGGGCUACCACAGGGGGUCGCAGUGGUGCAUCUGGAGGUAUCCAGAAAACGUGGAGUUCCUUGAAAAGCGCAACCUCUACUUUACAGCACACUGCAGCUGGGGGAACAACUGGUAGUGCUCGCCGGCCUUAUGGCGGCGCAUCAGGUUCCGCAACCGCCAACAGCAUUAAGGAAAAAUAUGAACAACGUCUUCUCGAUGAAUUGGUCAAAAUGUUUGACGGAACGGAGUCGUUCUACUUCUCGCCAAAAGGCGAUCUUACCAAUACGAUGCAACGCAAGGAAAGUAUUCGGCGAACAGAAGCCGAACGCUUGGCUAGUGGCAACAAAGAAGAGCGCGAAAAAAGACCCUGGGCCAACUAUGAUGAUCGAUUCUUUUGGAACCGUGCGAUGAUCUCGGAGCUGUUGAACCAUUUGAAGCUUGAAGAGGUUUUACCAUGGAUCACACCCCUUAUUCAAGGAUUCGUUCAAAUUGAUCGUCUUGCUAUUCAGGACGACAAUUCUGCAGAGGUCUAUCUCACUCAGGAUAACGGAACGUGGGUUGAGUGUAACCCACCAGCACAGACUCGUCUCUUUAAUAUGUUUCUGAUCUCACGACGAAGUCGACAUCGUGCUGGGACUCGUUACAAACGUCGCGGUGUUGACGAGAAAGGAAAGUGCGCUAAUUUUGUCGAAACUGAACAGAUGUUCGAAUUUGGCCGGCAUGUAGUGUCGUUUGUGCUCGUUCGAGGUUCGGUCCCACUAUUUUGGUCACAGCCAGGCGUCAAGUACCGUCCCCCUCCACAACUAGAUAGAGGUGAGGAGGAAACCCAGAUCGCUUUCCGGAAGCACUUUGAGCAACAGCUUGAAUUGUAUGGAAAACAGGUUAUUGUGUCAUUAGUGGAACAAUCUGGUAAAGAAGGUGUUAUUGCUCGCGCAUACCUUGAACAUAUUCUUCGGUUCGAUUCUCCAAAGCUUGCCUACGUCGCCUUCGAUUUUCACGAUUAUUGCAGGGGCAUGCACUUCGAGAACGUAGCGAUACUGACCAACAAACUGAAGGAGGAUCCUGGUCUAAAGGACGCAUGGUCAUAUCUGUGGCUGGAUGGAGGGGCCAAUGCUGUUUGCGAACAGGCGGCUGUGUUCCGCGUGAACUGCAUCGAUUGUCUAGAUAGGACGAAUGUUGUUCAAACAGCGAUAGCGCGAGAUGUUAUGGAAACACAGUUUUUACGAUUGGGCUUGCUUUCACCGGAGGCGAGCCUUCCGCUAGCAGUUCGUCGCGCAUUCCAGGCCGCAUGGGCUAAUAAUGGAGACACGAUCUCCCGGCAGUAUGCGGGGACGGUGGCUUUGAAAGGUGAUUACACCCGAACAGGCGCGCGAAAGCUUUCGGGGCUCAUGAAGGAUGGAUACAACUCGGCUAAUAGAUACUAUUUGAAUCGUUUUCGGGACGCCUACCGUCAAUCGGUAAUCGAUUUAAUGCUAGGCAACCCCGUGGAUCAAGAGGACAUGGCUGUAUCGCCCGAACAGCAACCGUCAGUGGGUUCAGCUGGGCAGAUAGGAUCCGUGAAACAUGCUGUCGUCGAAGUGGAGUCGUUAUUGGAGGGAUGCCAACAUGAGCACGUCAAGCAGCUCAUUGAAGAUUGUAAGAAAAUGCUCGUCCCCGAAGAUGAGGUUUGUUUAGGCGGCUGGGCUCUAAUCGACGCAGACCCAACAACUGGUGACGCGCAAGCAACUGACAUGGACUCGAUACUUUUGCUUACAAAUGAAGCGUACUUUGUAGCUGAAUAUGACGACCUUACGGAUCGGAUUACCAGAUUCCAGCGGGUACUCUUGGAAGACUUGGAGAAGAUGGAAAUGGGCCCUGAACCAUCACUAUUUAAGAGUCGUCGUCAUUGCCUGCGGUUGCAUUACCUCGUCAGUGGACAAGGGGGAUACUUCCAUAUGUUCAGGUGUGCCUCGACACGUUUAUUUAACAACGUAGCGGUCCCAAUAGCAUCAGAAGAGGAAGCAAUCGAGUCGUUGCGGGCUAUUUGUGAAAGCCUCAAGGUGGCACUUUCGGUAAAAAGUCUCAACGUUCCACUCUUCGAAGGCAAGUUGGAGCGGCGGCGCAGCAAGAUGGCUGCCCUGUUGUUCCAGCAUGCGGCAGCAGGAACUGGAACUUCGACGGCAGCAGGUGGCGUUGUUGGUGCCGGCAGAAUUCCUCCCCAACUCGAUGUGCCUCCAUUACCCCCGGCUGGAUCGCUACCGAGAAAUAUUUCAGAGGGGCAACUGAUGAACUUUGUUGGACAGGUAGGCUCGCGUGCGCUAAACUCUGUUUCAUCGCAACUUUCGCGCCUGAACCCGAUGAAACGCUCUGGCCAGGGGUCGGGAGGAUCUUCGGGUUCUGUAGCUUCGUCACUUGGAGGUGGUAGUAGCUCGUACGGUGACGGAUAUGAAGGGGACAUCAACGGAGGACGCAAUUGCCGUGACAGUGUCGGGGGCUCAUCAAGGCAGUGGGGUGGAUGUGCGUUCGGUGGAUCCUCACAGGCAAUUUUGAUGACGGUCGCUGAGCAGGCGGGUGAAGAUCGAGUUAGUCCCGAACCUCCGGCGCAACCUCAGACACCACAGGGUUCCGCGAAAACUCUAGGAGCUGCCCCAAAUUCAGAGGAGAUUGUGUCCUUGGAAAGAUGCGGAUUUAUGUUGGCGUGUAAUGCAGGCGGAGAUCUGGAUCGAGCAGUCUCAUCGGCCGAGAUGUUUUCCCGCCGAGAAAGGGAACGACCCAAACCGCCUAACUAUAUUUCAAUCGACAGGACACUAAGCUCCGAUUAUUCUGAGUGCUCGGACCUGUUGGGAGCGCCCUUUGAAGAACUAAAUCAGAUGACUGAUGACGGCCUUCUGGAAAGCUGCGGAAUUUUGGCGUCGAGCUUUAAAGACGAAAUUCAUGACUCGGAAAGCCAGGUUCUCAGAAGAAAAUUGUCACAGGCCUCCUCGGGUGGCAGUUCGGGGGGUAAUGUAGCCGGCUGCGCGAGCUCGAGUCGAUCGACACUCUUCCACACGGGUGUCCUAUCCCAAUCAGCAUUAAUUCAUCAGUCCACGGCGACAGACGCGUCUAACGUAAUUGAUGACUUUGUUCUUGACGCGAUGCGUAAAACGUCGUUGCAGCAACUUAAGAAAAGGCAUCGAAUGAGCCUUAAUGCGUCGAAAGAAGCGCUCUGCGCAGCACCCACGAUUCACGUUGACCCUGCAAUUUCCGGAAGCUGUGCUGGCGAAACAAAGACUGGAUACACCUCACAAUCACUUUCCGAGAAAGCUAUGGGUGGAGUUCGUAGCGGGGGUAUAUCAAAAUCGACGGAUACCCUUGACGAAAGCGGGACACGCGACCUUAAAGGAGACGAUGUUUCGGGACGCUGUGUAUUUUUUGGAGCAAGGGGGCCGGCUCUGCAUCUGACACAACAUCAGCAGCAGCAGCAGCAGCAACAACAUUCAACUAACUUGUCUGUUUCACAGCUUUCAGUUAUCCAACAACAAUCACAGGCAGUGGAUUCUGAAGGUCGCAUGAAGACAUCACAUUCAGAGAGCGCGCUAACUUCACCAGGGGCACUAACAGGAGGCGGUGCUUCGCCGCUCAAAUCUCCUUCAACCCCAAUACAUAUAAUCAAAAAGGACUUGGUUCUGUCUCCAUUGUCCAAAAUCGCAAAAGGCGUUCAGUCAUUCGGCCAAAGUGUUCUCCUGGCUAAGAGUCCCUCGCGAUCAUCAGCAGCCGCUGGUAGCGGAAUCGAGAUGACAAUGGAGGAAGCAGCGGCGCUAGCACAACGCAAAGCCAAUUGCAAAACCCUUAUUAUCGAAGUAUGAUCCAAUAGCAACUGGCAUAUAGUAUAUAAAAUUCAACAUAGGCGCCAACAGUAUUCAGUUGGGCAACAAUCUGGACAUUUCGCGACUUGGAUAAUACAGAGCCAGAAUCGCCUAUUUGUUUACCAGUAGAGAAUCAGCCGCCCUAUCUUCUGUUAUUACAGAAAUCUGUUGGAGAUAAAUAGCCGAGAUGCUAUUAUAGCUAGUGAGUACGUAAUGUCUAUAUAUUCAAGGAACAAUCGGUAAUAACACACGGAACACGCUUUCCGGGCUUAAUAUAUAUAUAGUACUUGAGUGUUUCGACACACGGCUAUGAAUAUCCAUAUUAAAUUCUGGUGAAAUCAGCCUCUGUACAACAGCGUAUUCAAGGGUUCAAGUUCAGAUAUUCAACGGAGUACGUAUACUAUAAGCUAUAUACGCACUCGCUGGAUAAUCACUCAUUAUAUUUAAUUAGACUUUACUUUGUAGUAUUUGACCAAUGUCUAGCUCAAAUUUGUUUGUCGUCGCGCAAGUAUUUAUCUAGGUGGUCAGUAGUUGUGGAUAUCUAGUAAAUCCAGCCGGAUGGUUAUAGGUGUAGCGGAGGCAGGACCAAUUGGGUGAUUCUGUCUUGAGUGUGUCUUUCGAUCAAAUCGCGUGAGCGUGAAGCGAUAAGGUGAAAUCUGCUGGAUAAUGCAAUGAUGAUAUGCGUUUCUAAUGAAUUCCCCUUGAUUUGA
Molecule: messenger RNA, 5945 nt
Organism: Varroa destructor (honeybee mite)
Lineage: Eukaryota; Metazoa; Arthropoda; Arachnida; Mesostigmata; Varroidae
Product: phosphatidylinositide 4-phosphatase SAC2-like
Biological process (GO): phosphatidylinositol dephosphorylation; regulation of endocytic recycling
Cellular component (GO): early endosome; clathrin-coated endocytic vesicle
Molecular function (GO): phosphatidylinositol-4-phosphate phosphatase activity
Source: RefSeq, a predicted model, not a curated record